Messenger RNA from Cetraspora pellucida, 450 nucleotides. The record is from the annotation of a GenBank genome assembly. NCBI's taxonomy places the organism in Eukaryota, Fungi, Glomeromycota, Glomeromycetes, Diversisporales, Gigasporaceae.
AUGUCUGAACAACCAAGUAAAUUCAAUGCUAAUGUUAAUUACUAUACUGGUGCUGCCCAGGAAACAGUUGGAAAUUUAAUCGGUGAUGAAUCCUUGAAAGCUUCAGGUCAAGCUGCUCAGAUUCGAGGUAACGCAGAAUAUGAGGCAGCCACUGAGGAAGCACCAUCGAAACUCAGUGCCAAUUACAACGCGACCGCUGGUUCGGUUAAGGAAACAAUCGGAUCCACUAUUGGCAAUACUGAUUUAGAGAGAUCAGGUACUGAACAACGUAGAAAGGGAAAUGAGGAAUUAGAAGCAGCCAAAAUGACAGACUACGUUAGUGGUGCUGGCAACAAAGUUAAAGGAGCAGUACAGGAACAAGUUGGCUCAACUAUUGGUAAUAAGCGAAUGGAAUCCGAAGGUGCAGCCACUAAAGUUAAAGGCGAAGCAGAAAUGGCGAAAAAUGAAUAA